GCGAGGGCCGGGAGAGUGAAAAGUUCGUGUUUCGGUCUGUUGGGGCCAACGGAAGCGAUCGCCACCGGGAGCCGAUCGAUUUCGGGAUCGGGAUCGCGGAGGGACCCGAAGGCGACCCACCGCCUGACCUCUUCUCGGAAGAAGAUAUUGUGGUGGGAGCGCGGACGAAAAAGAAAGCCUGCAGCAGAAGCAGCAGCAGCAGCGAGCGGGUGAGCAGGAGAAGGAGGAAGAGGAAUUUCGAUAAUGGGAUGCGAGUUGGGGGGGAGUAAGCUGAGCUGAGCUGAGUUGUGAGUUGUGAGUCGAGUUGAGUUAAUGCGAGCACGAGAGUUGGAGUGCCAAAUCGGGCAUCAUCCCAUCCCGCACAAGAAGUGCUCAGCGCCGGGGGCUCCGCUGCCCGAGCCUGUGAGAACGCGCUACUGCUUCUUCUCGGCCUGCCUGUGUGCCACCUCGCACUCGUUCCUCUCUCUCUCUCUCUCUCUCCCUCCCUCUCUGUCCGUCUCUCUCUCUGGGGCCUCGCCUCGCCUCCCGCUAAGCGGCCUCUGACAUUCAUCUCUCACUGUCUGUCCCUCUCUCUCACACAACAACACUCUGAGCUUGUCUGACUGACUGUCUUCACCUUCCACGCUCCCUCCCCUCUUCUUCCGCACCCGUCUUGUAGUAUCAUCAACACGCCCUCCCCUCCCCUCCUCUCUCUCUCCCUCUCCCUCUCCCUCUCACUCUCCCUCCUCUAGCUCUCUCUGCCUCCAUCUCUCCCUCUCGCUCCCCCGUGUCACCUCCUCAUCUCCUCGCCUCUCCUCUCCUGGUCGCUCUAUCUCGCCCCUUCUUCAAUCGUCUGUCGCGCAUUAGCUCUCCUCCUAUCCCAGUCUCCUCUCGCCUCCCUCUCCAGUCGGUCUUCUUCCUUUCUGACGCGCACACGGACCAGCAUUGCGCGGACGAAUGGCGGGGGACGGUGAUGUGCUGUGAUUGUUUAAACUCGGUCUUCAUGGAAAGGGAACUUGCCUUUUGUGCAAAGCUUGUGCUUGCGAACUUGUGGGGACAGUGAUAUUCCCGUCAGUACUCUUUACCUCGGUGAUUGGUACUUUCGAUGGCAUACGCGUCUCCAUUUCACGAGUGAAACCUUGUUGAUUUUAAUGAUAUUGGAUAUAUGAAAUCUAUCAGCGCCUUGGCUGCUUAAAUUCUUGGAUUUGACGGCUGCUCGGAUUUGAGACCUGCAUCAGUGCAGUGUCCCUUAUCCUUGCAAAGUGAGAUGCUUCACAUUCUAUCGGAUCGUUGACACCUUGUACGAACAGCUCAGGAAACCGAUACUCAGUUUCUACCCACUCUUUCUCAAGCAGAGGAAGAGUGACAGUCUUACGCGUUCCGUAAGAAGAUGAGUGAAGCCGGAGGAAAUGAGCAGGACGUUACCUCUGUUGCCAGGACUCUAGAUUUCUCCCUGGCUGAAAGCGGACAUCCAGACGGGAUGAAUGUCGAUCAGGCCGUAGAAUUGGAUACUGGUGAAGCUGGAAACUCGGUGGCUGUUCACCAUGACGACGAAGAAGAAGAAGACGGAGGUGCACUUCAAAAUCUCGAAGAAGGUGGCGAAGAGAAGGGCGAAGAGAAGCAUGUAAUUAGUCAUGGGGCAGAGAAAGCGGAGCAUCUCAAUGCCUCGAGUCUAAGAGAGGAUGAAUUUCAGAAACUUUUACUUCUGGCUGAAGAGUUCGAAGCAGAUGAAAAGACCGGAGAUGAUGGCGAAGAUACAGGGAACAUGGAGGGAGUUGAUGAAGGCAAGGGAGAUUCUGGCAACAAGGAGGACCGUGAUGGCAAGGGCCUUGCUCUCAAGGUGAAACCAGGCGCUGGAAAGACUCAGAAGACAGGAGCCGCACCUAACAGGAAGGGGCCAACGCCUGUUGCCAGAGUUUCCAAAGUCCGGCCGUCUACUGUUCCAAUUACAUCGGGCAAGAACGACAAGACAGAAAUAGAUGGAACUCCCAAGCGAAAGAGGCACGGAGAAGAAGGCGCAGUUGAUAGUGAAUCGCGUUCUCUGCCCACUACGCCCUCUGUUAAUCGCACCAGCAAUGGAACGCGGAAGUUAACUGUUCCGCAACCAUUUGCAUUGGCAACUGACAAGAGAGCUUCACUUGGGGGCCGACCAACGGAUGGUGACUUGGCAUCCAGGCUUGCCUUGCCGUCUUUGAAGAAGGCCCCUGCCCCAGCUAAGUUAACAUCAAAGCUUUUUACGAAGCCAUCUGAGGGCCCUAAGCGAUAUGAACAGGGCACAGGUAAGGUGAAGAAUGCAACUUCAUCUUCUGAGGAUGAUCCCCGGUCCGGAUCUCUACCAUAUCCUGCACUGAAAAUUAAAGCAAAUCAGCCCCCUGUGACGAGUGCGAGCAGUUUCCAAUUCAAGUGUGAUGAGCGUGCAGAGAAGCGCAGGGAGUUCUAUAAUAAACUUGAAGAAAGGCUAAGCGCCAAGGAGGCCGAGAAAACGCAGAUUGAAGCCAAGACUCAGGAAGAGAUUGAAGCCAAGAUUAAGGAGCUCCGAAAGAGUCUAACUUUCAAAGCUAAUCCCAUGCCGAGCUUUUACCAGGAAGCCCCACCCCCGAAAGUCGAGAUCAAGAAGAUUCCAACGACACGUGCGAAGUCUCCUAAGUUGGGUACAUCUCGGCGUAGCAGUGGUGUAGGGACUAUGAUGGAGGAUGCCAGAUCCUGUAGAACUAGUAGAACUGAUCUUGAACACAAAUUAAAUGGCCUCAGUGACGAUGGUCAAAAUAAGGACAUCAAGAAAGCCCUGAAAAAGCCGUCAGCACUCACCAAAGCUCUAAGCGACAAAACGAUGAGAUCUGCCAAGAGUAACGGAAGACUGGACAACUCCAAAGCUCAGGCAGCUGCUUCAUCUGGGGUCGGUGAGACUGAUGCCAAACCGAAAGAGAAUAAAGUAACUGUAUCGGACUCGGCUGGGGAUAGUGAUGAAGGCAAGACUAACAAUGCCGAAGCUGCUCAGGACACCAUCAAGGAUGAUGCAGCACCCGUUGGUGAUUCUGUGACCAGUGACGGCAGUAACGGACUAAAUGAGAAAGAUGGCAGCGGUGGAGCGAGCGAGAAGGCCAGCCGACCUUCCCAAUCGUCCUCGUCCUCUGCAUCGGAAGAAGGGAAAGACAAGAUUGUGAAGACGACGAAGCAAAAAUUGAAAGCCAGCACGCCCACACUUAGCAGUGCCGCCAAGCGUGAAACACCUAUUAAGCAUAGUAGCAAGAACAGUACCGAGAUAGCUCACAGCGCUGCCGAUGUGGCUGUUGCAUCAUAGGCCGAGGUAAUUGCACCCUUGAGAGAUAACCAGGCAACCAUGCGAACGUGGCUGGCACAUCGUUCCACGUUGCCCCUUGUGCACUGACAGCUUCUGGUGUUGCAAUCUUUGCUUGCUCCUUUGCCAACAGGGUCGAUCUAGCUUCACACCAGGCAGAAGUGCGUAUCUGGUGAGCAAGGCUGCAACGUCAUCAGAAGCAGCAGCUGUGUUAAAAGCUUCUACUGCGUUACUAUGAGUUGUUUGUCUUUCCUGUUUGUUGGAGAAGGAAGUGUGGAAGAGAGAGUAGUGGUUUUUUUGCAGCAGUGAGACCCAUAGCGAGUAGAAGGGUCAGCAGCAGGUUGAAUUUGCAGUCGUAACAAAUAUAAUGUAUACUUUCCAGGACUACCCAGUUUCUUGUCAAAUCCAGCGUGAGAGAAGUAAUGAUGUCUUCAGGGCGACUCGUCUUUGGCAGCUUAGUAGCUUUUCUAACGGUCGUGUUGCCUGUCCUCACGAUCAAGUUGACUAAUCAAGCCCUUGACUCUUGGCCUACUGCCCAAGCGUCAUGAUGUGCGAUUUUCCUGACAUAUGGCAUUGCAUGUGAUGCUGUAAAUAAAUAUAUUUUCAUGACAAGGCUCUAUCCUCGGUGUAAGGGGCCCUGCAUCCUUCUUCUCCACUCGGCUUCGACUUUGCGUCGCCGAAGCUCUCGAGACUCAUCCUGCCGAGCGCUCCGCCACGCCUCCUCCUCCUCGAGGGUCGGUCGAUCAAAUGCAGUGGCGGUUCGGGACGGAGGGUAGCCCGAGCACGUAGGAUUGUAGAGUUCAAGUCAGUGUGGAAUCGCCGUCGUCCCGGACCUACGCACGAUCCGUGCAGAGUCGUGCGUGGCUCGACGAGAAGCGUAGCAGAGGACGUGAUCGAAAGAGUUCUUCGCUCGUGCCCCCACCCCUCCCCCGCCCCGAGCGGGCAGCUCGUCUCGUCUCCCGUGCAGGCCGACCCGGGAUCGGGCCCGGCCUGCGGACUGUGGGAGUGAGUCGCUAGUCGAGUGUCCGAGGUGGCAAUUAGGUCGCUAGAUAGAGCGGGUGAACUCCGGGUCGUUUAGGAGCCUGGUACCGAUGUAAGCGCGCAGGCGCUUGUAUAACGCCGCGAGGCCUGCUUUGUAAGAAAUCGAUAUCAAUUCUGCA
This is a messenger RNA of Marchantia polymorpha subsp. ruderalis, 4437 nucleotides long. The record is from the annotation of a GenBank genome assembly. Lineage: Eukaryota; Viridiplantae; Streptophyta; Marchantiopsida; Marchantiales; Marchantiaceae.